Messenger RNA from Wyeomyia smithii (pitcher-plant mosquito), 597 nucleotides. RefSeq names its product perlucin-like. The coding region runs from base 28 to 516 and encodes 162 amino acids. The transcript has 2 exons. The record is from RefSeq and is a predicted model, not a curated record. Gene Ontology annotation, molecular function: signaling receptor activity. Lineage: Eukaryota; Metazoa; Arthropoda; Insecta; Diptera; Culicidae.
UUCCCGACGCACAGUCACCCGGACAGGAUGCGAAAGUUGGUACUCUUACUAGUGUUUUUCGCUUCGUUGUACGCUUUCGCACAACGUGUGAAAUGCGUAUCUGAUUCGAAGUAUUUCAUCCCAAAUUUUACGGCAAACUGGUUUAAAGCAGUGGAAUAUUGCAACUACCUUGGAAUGCGGCUGGUUGUAAUUUCGUCUGCGGAGGAACAAGGCAAGGUAACGCAGAUGAUUAUGGACACGGAUAAAUUCAGCAAUGACACUACGGAAAUCUGGAUCGGGGGAAGUGAUUUAGCCGAGGAAGGUAAUUUCUACUGGCAUUCCACGGGAGUAAGAGUACGCUAUACGAACUGGAAGAAAAAUCAACCCGACAACGCUCAGAACAUGGAACACUGCUUGGAGAUCCGAUAUAUUCCCGUUCAUGGCUGGAAUUGGCACUGGAACGACCGGGUGUGUAAGGAGCAACGGUAUUUUGUUUGUGAAAACUUGGAACCCGGAAAGGAGAUUGUUAUGUUCUAGGGCAAUGAUUACGGUUCCUAAUAUUUUCUUUUACUUCAUCUGAUAUCUCUUAAUAAAAUUCGAUUAUUUACCUACAAAGAA